UUUAGGUAAAACCAAACAAGAAAGUGGUAAAUCUGGGCAGAUAAGCAACUUAAAGGGGAAGCGUGAUUACCACAAAGAUUCUAAGUUAGAGUCUUGGAGAUUGAUUAUAAAAAACUUACCUUACAAGUUCACGACGAGAGAAGCUGCUGAGAAAGCCCGAGAUUAUUUGAACUCCAAUAAGUUCCAGGGACGGAUGGUAACCGCCGGAUGGGUACUACCAAAGGAUACGCGUGAGACGGCAGCGCAGGAAGAGCGGGAACAGCUGAAGAAGAAGGUAUUCGAGGACGAUGCGAAUUUAAAGGAAGAGAAGCCAGAAUUAUCAAACGACGAAGACGUCGAUGCGGAAAGUGACAGUGAUGAAGUGGAGUCUGGAAGUAAAGGUGAAGAUGACUAUGGGAACAGAAAAGAAGAGAAUGAAAAGGAUGAGGGGGCGAGCGAUGAAGAUAUUGGAAAUUACAAAUUUAUGAUAGGAUUGCUAAUUACCACAUAG
This is a messenger RNA of Strongylus vulgaris, 490 nucleotides long. The record is from the annotation of a GenBank genome assembly. NCBI's taxonomy places the organism in Eukaryota, Metazoa, Nematoda, Chromadorea, Rhabditida, Strongylidae.